AUGCAACGUCUGAGCUCAUGGUUCGAGCAGUUUCCGUUACGUCGUCGUGCCUCAACUCGACGGUCAGAAAAUUGUCGUUCCGGGCCGCAUAAGCAACAAUCCAAGUCAGCAGCAGCAGCGGUACCACGACUUCGUUAUAGUGUUAGCGCCGCCCAAAACUAUCGUCAGCGGGAUCAUUCUGCUGAUGCCCUGUCGCAAUCACUGAUCAAUUAUGAUCAGCCGCAUGGUACUUAUUUUUGA
Molecule: messenger RNA, 240 nt
Organism: Gongylonema pulchrum
Lineage: Eukaryota; Metazoa; Nematoda; Chromadorea; Rhabditida; Gongylonematidae
Source: the annotation of a GenBank genome assembly